UCUGUCCACUGUGUGACAGCCCUAGAGGGGUUUGGUUUUGUUUCUGCGUUUUGCUGCUGGUUUUUUUGUCUCUUUUUUGAAACAGGGUCUCGCUACACGGCAACGCUGGCCUGGGACUUGCAAUCCUCCUGCCUCGGCUCCUGCGAGUGGCCUCAUCAACUUUCCGGCUCUGGUCCCCAGACACCCCCGCACCCAGGCCUAGGAAACCCACGUCUUUAAAGAAGGCGGCUCCUCUUUCUCGGCCAUUUCUCCCCACUUCCGGCGGAAGCGGCCUCAACAAGGGAAACUUUAUUGUUCCCGCGCGGUGGCACUAGAGACGAUGUCGGUGAAUUAUGCAGCGGGGCUGUCGCCAUACGCGGAUAAGGGCAAGUGCGGGCUGCCCGAGAUCUUCGACCCCCCAGAGGAGCUAGAGCGCAAGGUGUGGGAGCUGGCCCGGCUGAUGUGGCAGUCCUCCAGCGUGGUUUUCCACACGGGCGCCGGCAUCAGCACCGCCUCUGGCAUCCCCGACUUCAGGGGCCCCCAUGGCGUGUGGACCAUGGAGGAGCGUGGCCUGGCCCCCAAGUUUGACACCACCUUCGAGAGCGCCCGGCCCUCGAAGACCCACAUGGCCCUGGUGCAGCUGCAACGCGUGGGCUUCCUCAGCUUCCUGGUCAGCCAGAACGUGGAUGGGCUGCACGUGCGCUCCGGCUUCCCCAGGGACAAGCUGGCGGAGCUCCACGGAAACAUGUUUGUUGAGGAAUGUCCCAAGUGUAAGACGCAGUACGUGAGAGACACAGUCGUGGGCACCAUGGGCCUCAAGGCCACAGGCCGGCUCUGCACCGUGGCCAAGGCACGGGGACUUCGAGCCUGUAGGGGGGAGCUGAGGGACACCAUUCUUGACUGGGAGGAUGCACUGCCUGACCGGGACCUGACGCUAGCUGAUGAGGCCAGCAGGACCGCAGACCUAUCCGUCACCCUGGGCACCUCGCUACAGAUCCGGCCCAGCGGGAACCUGCCCCUCGCUACCAAGCGCCGGGGAGGCCGUCUGGUCAUUGUCAACCUGCAGCCCACAAAACACGACCGCCAGGCUGACCUGCGCAUCCACGGCUACGUGGACGAGGUGAUGAGCAGGCUCAUGAAACAUCUGGGGCUGGAGAUUCCCACCUGGGAUGGGCCCUGCGUGCUGGACAAGGCCCUGCCACCGCUGCCGCGCCCAACAGCGCCCAAGACUGAGGCCCCCGCUCAUCUCAAUGGCUUGGCGCACGUUUCAUAUAAGCCCGAGCCCGAUAGCCCCGAACAAGAGAACCCCAACAGCCCCGUACCCCACAGACCACCCAAAAGAGUGAAGACUGAGGCUGCCCCCAGCUGACCCUGGUGCGUGGGGUGGGAGGGGUACUUGAAGGAACCACACAUGUUGGGGGAUUUUGGUUUUUGUAUAUCCUGGGGACUGAGCCCAGGCUUGCACAUGCCACACCCCGGCCUUUUUCUGAUUUUGAGACCAGGGCUCCCUAAGUCGCUCGGGAUGGCCUCAAACUCACUACUGUAGCCCAGGCUGGCCUAGAGCUAGCUCCCUGCCUGCC
Messenger RNA from Acomys russatus (golden spiny mouse), 1559 nucleotides. It is a transcript of the gene Sirt6, whose product is annotated as sirtuin 6. Gene Ontology annotation, molecular function: NAD+ binding. The coding region runs from base 320 to 1348 and encodes 342 amino acids. The record is from RefSeq and is a predicted model, not a curated record. Lineage: Eukaryota; Metazoa; Chordata; Mammalia; Rodentia; Muridae. The transcript has 9 exons.